Tarenaya hassleriana is the source of this 864-nucleotide messenger RNA. Its product is annotated as ABC transporter C family member 10-like. Gene Ontology annotation, biological process: transmembrane transport. The transcript has 5 exons. NCBI's taxonomy places the organism in Eukaryota, Viridiplantae, Streptophyta, Magnoliopsida, Brassicales, Cleomaceae. Gene Ontology annotation, cellular component: vacuolar membrane; plant-type vacuole. The record is from RefSeq and is a predicted model, not a curated record. Bases 1 to 864 code for a protein of 287 amino acids. Gene Ontology annotation, molecular function: ABC-type transporter activity; ATP binding.
AUGGAUCUGAGAAUUUUCAACAAUCUUCCAGAAUCUCCACAAACUUGGGAACCCACGAACAGACCAACAAGACAGAACAACAACAAACGAAAGAGACAGAACAAGAACUGGAUCAAACCGUACAAGCAAUACUUGAGGCAUAGCAAUGGCUUCCUGUAUUUCUCGUUAGCCGUCGUUGCUCACUCUCUCUUCGUCGUUGGUCAGAUGGCUCAGGGUUACAUCCUAGCCGUUGAUCUGCAGAAUCCUGACAAGCUUCUAGACUCCCUCUUCCGAGCUCCAAUGUCGUUUUAUGACUCCACCCCUCUUGGUCGAAUACUUAGCCGGGUUUCUUCGGAUCUAAGCAUAGUGGACAUAGAAGUGGCGUUCAAAACGACGCUCGGAGUGGGACAAACGAUCAAUGCCUACUCGGGUUUCUUGAUCUUAGCUGUUCUCGCAUGGCAUGUUCUUCUUGUCAUCGUCCCCAUUAUCUACCUCUGUCUCCUCUUACAGAAUUACUACUACGCCUCUGCGAAAGAGCUGAUGAGAAUAGCCGGAACAACCAAAUCAACGGUGGCUAGUUACCUCGCGGAAUCAAUCUCGGGUGUAAUGACGAUCAGAGCGUUCGGACAAGAGAAUAGAUUCUUUCAGAAACAUCUAGAUCUCGUCGAUGCAAAUGCACGGCCCGAUUUUCACAAUUUUUCCGCCAACGAGUGGUUGAUCCAACGGCUUGAAUUGCUCUGCACCAUCGUCCUCUGUUCCUCCGCUCUCGCCAUGACCUUGCUUUCAUUCCCGGCCUCUUCCUCCGGUAUAAUCGGAAUGGCGAUGUCCUACGGCCCCUCCUUGAACGUUUUCUUGGUUUCGUCGGUCCAAUUGCAAUGUUUGUGA